AUGAGCUUUGAGGUCCCUUUCCACCCAAACCAUCCUGUGAUGCUGGGAUGAGCAUCCAGAGAGUGCAGGAGCUGAGGCAGAGACAGCAGCAGCUCCCUUCCCGGGAUGCUGACAUCAGGGCACUGUUGGAGCAGCGAUAGGAGCAGCUCUGGGAAAGUCAGGAGAGCAGCUAAUUCAAUGGAGAGAUAGACUGGAAUAACAAGUCUGCUUUAAUCUGAUUGCUGGGCUGAUGGGUAGCACUGCAAUGGAUCCGUGAAAAACUUCCAGGCACAGGGGUGACGUGGGAGCUUAAAUCCUGCCCACUGCCAGGACUGAGGGGAGCCACAGAGGCUGUGAGCAGGCACAGAGAUUUAGACACCACGGGUAGAAGUGACCAGCUGUGUUCUGUGCCCACCGUGGCUGCAGUGCAAUUUUCCUGCCCCAAGGCCAUGGCAGCUGUUCUCAAAUCGAGUCUUGGCUGGCUGAUGUGUUUGUGGCGAGGAUGGGAGCUCAGCUGGAUCAUCAGGUGAGGAAAAAACCCCACAGGGCACAAGUGGAGAGCAAAACCUUUGCAAAACCUGUGAGGGCAGAGGCCAGAGCUGGUAGCACCAGUCUCAGGAAGCGCUUGGGUGGGAGGAUGGCUCUGGGAAUGCUGGUGAGGACGUUUUGGAUGCAUUUUCCACAGCCUCAAGAGCUGCUCACUAGGAUGGAAUUAAAGCUGGGCUCAGCAGACCUUCCCCCAGGAGCACACAGAGCAGCAGCCCCGUGCUGGAGCAGGGGAUGACGGGCUUGCCCCUGCCUGCCUGUGCCAGCUCCCAUCGGACUGGGACCGGCAGCUCCUGGGUGAGUGUCCCAGAGCCCCAGAAAACCAUGGGAGACAAGACCCAUGUGGGGCAGGGAUGUGUCCAGAGGGCUGGGACACCCCUCUGGGAGUCUCCACAGCCAGGCUGGAGCAGAGGCAGUGAGCAGGGAAGUUCCUCUGCAGAUUCCUCCUCUCCAGGCUUGUGUGCGUGUCUUUUCCUGCUGCAGCCGCUCUGUUUUCUGGGAGUGCUGUUUUAUUCCGGCCCUUGACCCUGCAAACUGGGCGUGCACUCAAGCUGAACAAGCAAACAUGGAGCUUUUGUGCUCAGGAAGGUUGAGCUGAAGGGUGUGUGGAGGGUGUAUGGAUACAGCACCACUGACAGCACAGACCAGAGCCACCUCGAGCCCAACCCAGCACAAAGAAGGCAGGAGGGAAGGAGAGAUCCCUGACAUGGCACAUCCAUAAAUCUGCAAGGCUCACUGGGGUGGAGAUGGGGCAGUUCUGCUGUGAGAAUGCGAGCUGCCCACCCAGGGGUCACGGGACCCGAGGCCAGGGAGGCGAGUGGACAGGAGAUGUGGCUCUGUGUGUUUAUUUUUGGGAACGGAGCACAUUUGGUCCUGGUGACAUUCAGAGGAGGAGUUCCCACCCCUGGCCUGGCUGGUGGGGAAUGUUCAUGCUCAGACAUCCCGAGGGAUGCAGCUGGGGCACUCAACAGCAGCGUGUGUUGCUCCAGGGAGGGCGAGAGCUGGCCUGAAGUGAGCCAGGGCCCAUCCAAGGGUUCCCAUCCCGGCAGCCCUUGCAGGAGCAGCUGGGGGAAGCCACAGGGUCGAGCUGGCUGGGACAGAGGCACUUUUGGUUUCUGUUCUCCAGGUGUUCCAGGGCAGGCAGCCAGCGCUGUGAGGAGCCCUGCUCCCUCCCAAACAGGGGGAGAGAAGCUGCUCAGCUAGAGAUGUGUUUCUGAGCACUUCCACCUUGGUUUGCAUUGACAACAGAUCUCAAAAUAGAUUUUUAUGGCCUUUCAUUGGUGCCGUGAAGCUGUCAGUUAUCACACUCCUAAGGACAGGCAAUCCAAGCCCUUGGCAAACAUCAGUGAUUUGUUUUCAAAGGGUGGUGGAUGUUACAGCCGAGAAAGCAGCAAAAGGUGGGGAUGAGGGCGGCCAGGAAGGCCCCACGUGCCCUGCUCUAUCCUGGCAUGCAGGAUAUCCAUCCCCAGGCCGGGCAGCGUGAGCUUCCAGUGUCAGCUGGAUGGAUUGCCGUGGCGGUGGCUGCAGAGCAAUAUAUAUUGGAUUUUACUGGUGCAGUUUGCCGUGCUCUCACCUCAGCUCUCCCCGUGUCCCCAGAUCUCGCCGGCCGGCCGGGGAAGGGGCCGCACGCAUGCCAGCAGGGCCCCCCCGCCCCGAGCCAUGCGGUGACGCGGGGACAGCGCGGCCCCAGCAGCCAUGGCCCAGUCCCGCGCCAACGGCUCCCACUACGCGCUGACGGCCAUCGGGCUGGGCAUGCUGGUGCUCGGCAUCAUCAUGGCCGUGUGGAACCUCGUGCCCGGCUUCGGGCCCCCCGACAAACCCGGCGGCAACAGCAGCAAGCCCGACCGCGGCUCCGGGGGCAUCCUGAAGAGCAAGACCUUCUCGGUGGCCUACGUGCUGGUGGGGGCAGGCCUGCUGCUGCUCCUGCUCUCGCUCUGCCUCAACGUGCGCGACAAGAAGAGGCAGAGCGAGGACCUCGCCAUCGCCCACGUGCAGCGCCAGGUGUCUGCGGAGCCCUCGCAGCAGGAGGACAGUCAAGAAGAGGAUGAAGACGUCUCUUCCCAAUACUACGUGCCCAGCUACGAGGAGGUGAUGAACACAGGCUACUCUGAGCCCAGAGAUUUGGACAGGAGCAACAGGCUCAGUGUCUCCCUGCCCUCCUACGAGUCCUUGGCAGGGCUGGACGAGAGCAGCCAGGCCCCGGGAGCCGCGGGCGCGGAGCCCGGCACGGAGAGGCCGCCCAGCCGGCACGGCUCCCGCCUCAGCAAGCGCCUCAAACCCCUCAAGGUCCGCAGGAUCAAGUCAGAGAAGCUGCACCUGAAGGACAUCAGGCUAAACCUGGCACAAGGCAACAGCAGUGUCCCUAUCACGAUAGAGCCCCUCACCCCUCCACCCAAGUAUGAGGAGAUCCAGGAGAAAAUUCCAGUGAGCCAGCAGAUGCCUUAGAAAAAGGAAGAGGAAUCUGAUGCUGCUUGGUUGAGGGUUUUCUACAACCCACCAUGCCAAGAGGGGCUUGGUGUGUGGGUGCAGGAGCAGCCAGGGCUCCCUGGAUGCUGCCACGUGGAGGACGUGCUGUGGCACAAGGAUGGGACUCAUUUUCCCUGGGACUGGGUUUUGCAAAAGACUGUGGGGAAAGAAACCUGAGCACCACAAGUUCUGCUGUGAAUUAAAUGAAGGCUGGACGUGCCAAACGUGUCACUUGUGGUGUUUGAUAUGAGACCACCCAGCGCAUCCUCUCAUCUCCUCUCCCCCUCGCUUCCAGCAGGACUUUUCCAAGCCACCAAACUGAUAUUGCAGAAGAAUUUUCCAAGUGGAAAAGUGAAAUGUUUCUUUUUUUGGGUGCCUUUUCUUUCCGAGGAAGGGGAAGUGCGUUGCCAGAGCAGCACCACGGCUUUCCCUGGCUCCCAACUGGGCUGGGCUGGUGGCCCAGGGCCAGCCCUGCCUCCUGCCAAGGUCUCUGCUGGCUGGUGGGAAGCAGCUGAAAGGGCCCUCCUGCUCCUCAGGGAGAGGAUGGAUUUCUUGCCUCUGCUGCUUUUUCCCUGCUGUGUUUUGUGCCCCAUUCGAGGCAAUUGGGUGACUCUGGGGGUUGGAGCUGCAUGCAGCAGGGGUGAAACCACUGCUGGGCAUCCUGUGCAGGCAGACUGGUCUGAAUAAAUGUUUUGUACAUUGUG
This is a messenger RNA of Cyanistes caeruleus (blue tit), 3695 nucleotides long. Lineage: Eukaryota; Metazoa; Chordata; Aves; Passeriformes; Paridae. The record is from RefSeq and is a predicted model, not a curated record.